UAAAAAUUAAUAACAAUGAAUAAGAUGUCAUUUUUAUUAUACAUCUUAAUUUUUGUAGUUAAUAGUUACAUAUAGACUGAACGUUGGUUUGAAUAAUAAUUGAUUGAUCAUUAUGAUAGAACUAAUAAAUAGACAUUUAGAUAGAGAUAUUGGACAGUAGAGGAAUAUUUUUAAGUAGAGGGAGGAGCAGUAAUAUUUUGGAUUUGUGGAGAAUAUACAUGUAAUUUGUAUUAUAAAUUGAAAUAGGUCCAGGAAUAAGAAAGGAAAGAUUGUUUCCAGUUGAAUUAGCAUAGACUCAUAAAGCAUUGAUAGUAGUAUUGGAACAUAGAUUUUAUGGUAAAAGUAUGCCAUUUGGAGAUGAUGCAUUAAAAAUAGAGAAUCUAAAAUAUUUGGGUAUAAGAUAAGCAUUAGAUGAUUUGGCUUACUUUUAAUUAUAUAUUGUGUAAAAUAGAUUAUUUGGUGUAAAGCAAAAUCAUCCUUGGAUAGCAAUAGGAGGAUCAUAUCCUGGUGCAAUGGCUGCUUGGUACAGAUAUUAAUACCCUCAUUUAGUAGUAGGAGCUUUAGCAUCAUCUGCAGUAGUUUAGAUUUAAACAGAUUUUCCAAAGUUUGAUACAUAAGUAAAGUUGAGUGCAUAGAAAUCUGAUUAAGAAUGUGUAGAUAAUUUAAAAGGACUAAAUAAUUAUGCAGAAGAGAAUUUAGAAAGUGUAAGGAGUAGAUUAAAAGCAGAGAGAUUAACAGAAGAGGAAUUCUUAUUUUAUUUUACAGAUGCUAUCAUUUUGAAAGUUUAAUAUGGUGGUAGAAGUAGAUUAUGUAAUGAUUUGAUGGGAAAGACAAUAGAAGAGUAGAUGGAUUAUUUUAUAGAGAGAGCAUUAGUUGAAGAUAAUCCAGAAUCAUAUGGAUCAUUUUAUUUGAGAGAUGAUAUUUAUAAUGAAUAGAAUUUAAGGUCUUCUAGAUAAUGGAAAUAUCAAUGUUGUACUGAAGUUGGAUGGUGGUAAACAGCACCAAGUGAAGAUUCAUUAAGAUCGAGUAGAUUAGAUAUAGAAUUUUAUAAAUAAUAUUGUAAAGAUAUCUUUGGUGAUGAUUUAAAAUUAUGGCCAGAUGAAGAUAGAGGAAAUACAUAUUUUGGAGGAUUUGAUCUUGAUAUAGAUAAUAUAAUUUUUACUAAUGGAGAUGAAGAUCCUUGGAAAUGGGUGAGUAUAAUUGAACCAAAAGGGAAUUUUAAUGUCUAUCAUAUUAAUUGUGAUAAUGCUGGACAUUGUGUUGAAUUAUAUACUCCUAUUGAUGAAGAUUGUAUUCAAUUGAAAUAAGUCAGGAUUGAAAUCUCUUAAAUAUUUGGUAAUUGGAUUAGAUAACAUUAUUCAAAAUAAGAAUUAUGAGUAUUUAUAUCAAUCUAAC
This is a messenger RNA of Paramecium sonneborni, 1395 nucleotides long. The record is from the annotation of a GenBank genome assembly. NCBI's taxonomy places the organism in Eukaryota, Ciliophora, Oligohymenophorea, Peniculida, Parameciidae.